CUCGUCGCGACAGCCAUUGAACAAACAUGCGACGACGGGUUAAUCCUCAACUCCAACCACGUCAAGGAUCGAGGCAGCAACACACGAGAUACAGACACAGACGAUGUUUGCCGCUGCAAUGGGGGUAUUCUUAGCCGUGUUCAUUGCGCUUCUGGGUUUGUCCAGUGCCCAUGGCUCACACUCGCAAGAAGAACUUGCCAAUCCCGCGGACGACUGGGCAUUGUACCAUAUGCAAGAAGAGCACCAUAUCUCCAACUUCGAUCCAGCCUCAUUCUUCGCUCUCCAUGAUUUCAACAACGAUGGCGCCUGGACACCUGACGAAGUCCGCCGAACAUAUGGCCUGGACGACGAAUCUCUUAAAUCCACUCCCGCCGAUACCAAAGACAAGGCCGUCCUUAACGUAUUCAAACUGUUUGACCCUCAUAGCACCGGUCUCAUCACCCGCGAUCAGUGGCUGGACGGCAUACGGGCCGGCAAGAAGCUCCCCGACUCUGGGUUAGGCCCAGGCCAUCACGGUGACGACGAAUACGAAUAUGAGAUCCACCAUUUCGAGAAAUACCACGAUGAGAAUACGAAAGAGGAGGAUCUGAUUCAUCCCGAAGACAUCGAGCACUUCAGGAAACACGACAUGAUGGAAGACGAGGCUUAUCGCAUCCUGAGAGAACAACAACAGAGCAUUGUGGAGAGGAAUAUCCCGCUCAAAUUUAGGAGACAGCCGUGAGGUCUUGCGAGGCGUUCUGGCGGCUCAUGACCAUGGAAGAAUCUGUAAGAGUACAAAAUAGAAAUGAGGUGGAAGGCGAAGGACAUCAGCCAUUGGGCUUGAUCUCAAUAUCAAAUACACAAUGCAUAACGCCGGGCGCAUAUGUCUUGACUUGCUCAACAUGUGCGCCAGAAGCUGCGUACGGACAUCGAACUCUUUGCCGUAUCAGUCCGUCGACUUCGCCCACAA
Molecule: messenger RNA, 949 nt
Organism: Cladophialophora immunda
Lineage: Eukaryota; Fungi; Ascomycota; Eurotiomycetes; Chaetothyriales; Herpotrichiellaceae
Exons: 2
Coding region: 104-721 (205 amino acids)
Cellular component (GO): extracellular exosome; endoplasmic reticulum-Golgi intermediate compartment
Molecular function (GO): calcium ion binding
Source: RefSeq, a predicted model, not a curated record